UUGGAAGAACGUGUGCGAAAGUCCUUUAAUAAAUAAAGAACUUGGCCUCUGCUAUAGGUUUGCGUCUUGGAAUGUGUGACUAGUUAACAUUAUUUGUACUUAUUAUUUUAUGAAAAGUAGCUGGUUUGCUAUUGAUCCAAAGCAAAGAACUGAGAACCCCACAACAAAAGUUUAAUGUCCAGGUUCUUUACGUUGUUUAAUUUGUAGAUAUUAGAAAACGGCCCUGUGUUUGGAAAAUGUCUUCGGGCUGUCAGAAAACCACUACUAGCAAGUCCAUUCCGACCAGAUGGGUGACUAUAAACGACGCGGCGCACAUGCCCCACGACUACUCCACAACUCCCGGAGGAACUCCGUUCAGCAUAACUCCUGGAGGUACAAGAAUUAUCUACGACCGGCAGUUCCUGCUGGAGUGCCGCACUUCCCCGCUGGCCAGGACUCCGCCGUACUCUCUCCCUGACAUUCCAGGGGUCACCAGCCCACCCUCAAAACACAUCAUCAAUGUAAAGGCCCAUAAUGGAGAACCACUGAACAACAACAUCACAGGACCUGCUGACAGGAGUGCUGGGGAUGAUGCACAGUUUGAAAUGGACAUCUAACUGGUGGUGAAAUGAGCAUUCUAGAGGGAUGUGAAACAACUUCACAUACUACCAUGAUGCUAAAGAAGAGGCCCAGCCAAUCCCCUGUCCAGACUCGCUACAAUAUUGUCACCCUGUGUUUACAGAUGUGUCCAUUAGUUGAUGUGUGUUAACUUUCAAUACCAGUGGUGUUGUUACUGUGAAAACUGCUCAAAGGUAGUCUGUUGCCUUUCUCUUGUGAACCCAGCAACAACACUGAAAAAGACUGCCCCAGAGGAGUGGCGUGGAGGUAACGAUUCAAUACAAUUGUUUUCAUUCUUUAAAAUUAUUUUGACACUCAAAUCACCCUAAUCAUGGGCUACCCACCCUUCACCUCUCUUCAAAUACUGCCUUCAAAAAAACUUUACAUUUCUACAGAUAGUCAUACAAAGGAAUGUUUUUGUCACCUUUUAAGUUUUGAGACAAAAUAAAUACAUUUUCACAUGGUAUGUAAGAAGAAGAAAUAAAGCAAAGAGAACAUAUA
This is a messenger RNA of Oncorhynchus nerka (sockeye salmon), 1098 nucleotides long. RefSeq names its product eukaryotic translation initiation factor 4E-binding protein 2-like. Gene Ontology annotation, cellular component: cytoplasm. Gene Ontology annotation, biological process: negative regulation of translational initiation. Gene Ontology annotation, molecular function: eukaryotic initiation factor 4E binding. Lineage: Eukaryota; Metazoa; Chordata; Actinopteri; Salmoniformes; Salmonidae. The record is from RefSeq and is a predicted model, not a curated record. The transcript has 3 exons. Bases 237 to 596 code for a protein of 119 amino acids.